GCAAACUCUCACUUCUGGGUUUGCAGCAUUGGCCAUCUCUGUGGCAUUUAACUCAAGUGUGUGUUCAAGUUGACUCUGAGCUGUGGCCUCUUUGAAGUCAGGUCCCUGAGUCAUAUUUUGAAGAGACAGAUACAAGAAGCCCUUGAACUUCUGGACAUAACACCUCAAUAAUGCUGCAGGAAAGACAACUCAAAGGUGAGGGAAGGGAACCUGCUGGACCCUGAGACUCUGGUCAGCUGCUGUGAUUUCCAUCUUACUCCUCAGCACUUGUUUCAUCAUGAGCUGUGUGGUGACUUACCAGUUUAUGAUGGACCACCCCAAUAGAAGACUGUAUGAGCUCCACACAUACCAUUCCAGUCUCACCUGCUUCAGUGAAGGGACGAUGGUGUCUGAAAAAAUGUGGGGAUGCUGUCCAAAUCACUGGAAGUCAUUUGGCUCCAGCUGCUACUUCGUGUCUACUACGGAGAACUUCUGGAGCAUUAGUGAGCAGAACUGCAUUCAGAUGGGGGCUCAUUUGGUGGUGAUCAAUACUGAAGCUGAACAGAAUUUCAUCACCCAGCAGCUGAAUGAGUCACUUCCUUACUUCCUGGGUCUUUCUGAUCCACAAGGUAAUGGCAAAUGGCAAUGGAUUGAUAAUACUCCUUUCAGUCAAAACGUCAGGUUCUGGCACCCCCAUGAGCCCAAUCUUCCAGAAGAGCGGUGUGUUGCAAUAGUUUACUGGAAUCCUUCGAAAUGGGGCUGGAAUGAUGUUUUCUGUGAUCAUCAACACAAUUCAAUAUGUGAAAUGAAGAAGAUUUACCUAUGAGUACAUGUUAUCCAUUAAUACCAUUAAAACUCAGACCCACCAAGAAACCAUAA
Messenger RNA from Apodemus sylvaticus (European woodmouse), 858 nucleotides. It is a transcript of the gene Clec6a, whose product is annotated as C-type lectin domain containing 6A. Gene Ontology annotation, molecular function: carbohydrate binding. Bases 278 to 805 code for a protein of 175 amino acids. Gene Ontology annotation, biological process: antifungal innate immune response. Lineage: Eukaryota; Metazoa; Chordata; Mammalia; Rodentia; Muridae. The transcript is spliced from 6 exons. Gene Ontology annotation, cellular component: external side of plasma membrane. The record is from RefSeq and is a predicted model, not a curated record.